Messenger RNA from Anguilla anguilla (European eel), 3461 nucleotides. Its product is annotated as seipin-like. Gene Ontology annotation, biological process: lipid droplet organization; lipid storage. NCBI's taxonomy places the organism in Eukaryota, Metazoa, Chordata, Actinopteri, Anguilliformes, Anguillidae. Gene Ontology annotation, cellular component: endoplasmic reticulum membrane. The record is from RefSeq and is a predicted model, not a curated record. The transcript is spliced from 12 exons. Bases 692 to 2056 code for a protein of 454 amino acids.
AACCGGAAAAUUAUUUUUGUAUCUCGGUGGCCACCGUAUUUGUGGUCUAAAGAAAACGUGUCUAAGAGCAAGUUUGAUUAUUUAUGCAACUUCUAAGUCAGUUUACAAUGACAGUAUAAUUCAUUGUUUUAUAAUCGGAGAUAAUUCUAAAGAUAUCAUCAAUUUAGUUUUUUUUUUUUUUUUCCAGAAGAACAAAAAUAAGUGAGUUGCUCAUGGGAUGUAGUGUGACAUGAAGAUUAAGAGAAGAGGGUGGAGUUUUUGGCUUUUUGAAUUAAAAGCAGAAAGUAAAUGAUUGCAUUUUUUGUCAGCAGACCAGUCAGUGAGCAGGGAUUGAUGAGGUGAUGGUAGUCAUUCAAGCGGAAUGCUCACUUUUGAAGUGUAGUAGUUGGGACUAAGGCUACCAUAACAGCAAAUGGAGACACCAAUCUUUGGUUGACAAGCUUGAAUCAAUCAGAUGAUAGACAAACUGACAGCAUGUUGUGAGGGUAUUGGAUAAAUGGAAACACACAACAACGGAGUUCUAGUAUGACAGAGAAGGUGAGAGCUUAAGGAAGAACCGUGGUUUCACCUCCAUGCACAAAAACCCAGUGACUAGGAGAAGAAGAGUGAGAUUUGAGCACAGUCGCAAAAACGGAGCGAGAGGCAUCGGGGUAGGCAGAUUUCAAGGACGAGCCCCUCCCGACCGUCCAAGAUGGACCCCGGCAGGCGGCCCCAGCGCGGCAGCGGCCCCACGCAGCAAGACGUGGGCACCAUGGUGGGUCCGGCUCUGCUCUGGCUGCAGGAUGUGGUGGCGCUGGGCGUGCUGCGCACCCGCCGAACCCUGCUGCAGGCUGCCAUCCUCCUCUGCGUACUCGUGCUGCUGCUCUGGGUGGCAAUCUUCCUGUACGGCAGCUUUUACUACUCCUACAUGCCUACUGCCAGAUUUGUCACCCCAGUCCACUACUACUACAGGACAGACUGUGACCCCUCCAGCUCUUACUUGUGUUCCUUUCCCAUGGCUAAUGUCUCCCUAUUGAGGAACGGCCGAGACCAGGUGAUGGUGUAUGGGCAGCCCUAUCGGAUCUCUCUGGAGCUGGAUAUGCCCGAGUCUCCAGCCAAUCAGGAGCUGGGAAUGUUCAUGAUCAGAAUGUCCUGUUACACCAAGGAGGGUCAGGUCGUCUCUGCCAUCUCUCGCUCCGUGAGCCAGCUCAUCUCCUCUGGCUCUCGCACUGCCAUGCUGCAUUACCGCUCCAAACUGCUGCAGACGCUGGGCACUGUGUUGUUUUCGCCACUCCUGUUGGCAGGGGUGUCACAGCAAAAGCAACUGGUGGAGGUGGAGCUCUACUCUGCCUACAGGGAGAACUCUUACCAGCCAACAAUGGGUGCAGUGAUUGAGAUCCAGUCUCGGCGAAUACAGAUCUACUCCGCUGAGCUCCGGAUCCAUGCUCACUUCACUGGCAUUAGGUACUUCCUUUUCAACUUCCCCCUGUUGUCAGCAUUAGUGGGCAUCGCCAGUAACUUUGGCUUCCUCAGUGUGCUCGUGCUCUUCAGUUACCUGCAGUUUGUCUGGGGAGGGAUUUGGCCGCCCGAGCAGGUCAGAGUCAGGGUUAUGAUGGGGGAUGGGGCUCGUCCACAGCAGAAGAGAGAACAGGCCCGAAGACGCCCCAGCCUGAGUAAAAGUGCUGUGCACCACACUCAACACUCCAAAAACGCUUUAGACGGGAACUCGGAGACGGAUAACGACAGCAGUACAAACACUGUGCGAGAAUCUGAUUCAGAAGCGUCGGCUCCACAGAGGAAAGCAGAGCUGGAGACUGAACUCCCAGAAACCGUGAGGUCGCUGAAUGGAUGGCCUGGUGUACAGGACAAUACUACAGUAUUUGAUUCAUCCACCGAGGACCCUCCUGUUCUGCUAGAAGCCUCUGAUGUUUUGGAGGCCAAUGUAAGCGAGGAGGAGCCUGACCCUGAUGAUUUGGCGGACGAAGAAGGCGAUGAGGGGGCGCUAGAGGAACCCAGGGAACCAGAGAUCUUCGAAUCUGCCCUACGCCAACGCCAUGGGGCCUGCAUGAGUUCCUGAGCGUGCGGGGAGUACAGACAGUAUCUACAUGCAAGCUAUUGCCAAUAUAUCCACACACGCCUACGCGCACGCACACUCACACACAAACACACACACACACACACACUCUACAUUACAUUACAGGCAUUUAGCAGACGCUCUUAUCUAGAGCUACUUACACAACUUUUACACACACACACACACACACACACGCACACACGCACCUCUAGAUGUGCCUUUUCAAUAGUCCUGCUCUUGCCAAAAGAAGAUCCACACUGUCGGAACCUUGCUUUAUGAAGAGAAGUCAUUUUCUGAAUGGGGACUGGCAUGUCCCAUUUACUUAUUAUAGUCAUUGGCUGGGUACACGUACUUCGCGCAUACGCACAAACAUACACGUUUUGCAUCUACAGAACACACACUCUGUGCUACACUGAAGUACAUGCACACAGUUGAAUAAGCUUAGAGACAAUCGUCUUGCACCUUGCUUUAAGUGUGUUUCAAUAUUGCACACUACAAAAAAGAAGUUUAACCUGGUCCUAGAGCUUAAUGUAUGAAUUUAGCAAAUAACAAAAACAACAAACCACAUAUCACAGAGAAGGAACCAAUACUGCCAGAGGCUUCCUGACUAUAUUUCAGUCAUAACCUGCAGUAUGUAUGUUACAUUCCCACUCUUAUCAUUUAUAGUCACUUACAUAGGAAGCACAGAUGUAUUGUUUUACACAUAUACUGGCCAGGUGUGAUAUCCGGCAGACUUUACUUUUACUGGUAUGACAAAUGUCUUUUAAAUGGUUUUUUUAAAUGUUCAGACUACAUUAAUAAAGAAAGCUUUAAUAAUAUGGUUAUGCAUAUGUUGUCGAACAAUAUUGAGCUCUGGUAAAUAAGUUGUUUGAAUUUGAACAUUUUGGUUGUAUGGUAUGUAAUUGGGAAUAUAAAUUUAAAUUCUUUAACUCGUUUGAUUUAUGUCAAACUGAGCCCUAAAAAGUCUGUUGGAGUCCAAGUGGAGGAGAGUCUGUUGCAGGUGGGUGUGGUUGGGUGUUAUAGAAGGGUCCAGUGAGUACUGUAAUACAUUUUACAUUUUACAUUUUACACAAUAGAUAGCACUCAAAGGUGCAGUUGCAGAGUGCUUUGGAAGAACGUCCAUCAUUUGCAGUAAACAUUGAAAUAUUAUUUUCUUGAAUGUAUAUGUUUAACUAAAGGCCAAAGCUAUCCUAUUAUAGGAAGUUCUUUUCUCGUAUUUGUUGCCACAGUGUAUUCAAUAAUGCAAAAAAUGUGCAGUAUAUUAGUAUGUGAGUGUAUAAUUAUCUGUUCACGCUUGACUAAUGUAGGUGUGCAUUGAUGUAAAACUAAAAACUUUCUUGUUUUUCGUCAUGUUUCAAUAAGGGCACGGUAAUGUUGCUCUUAUUUAAUAAAUAUGAAUGCCAAUUUU